Rhodotorula graminis WP1 is the source of this 1106-nucleotide messenger RNA. RefSeq lists its product as uncharacterized. Gene Ontology annotation, molecular function: ATP binding; ATP hydrolysis activity. The transcript has 7 exons. The record is from RefSeq and is a predicted model, not a curated record. The coding region runs from base 29 to 928 and encodes 299 amino acids. Lineage: Eukaryota; Fungi; Basidiomycota; Microbotryomycetes; Sporidiobolales; Sporidiobolaceae.
CUCAACAACAGGACGAGCCUCCCCAGCCAUGUCCGACACGAACGCAGUCGACGUCGUCGACCUCGACUUUAGCUACGCAAAGCUCCACGGCCUCGACCCGGUCCCCGUCCUCGAGGGCGUCAACCUCACCCUCGCUCGCGGCAGCCGCUGCCUCAUCAUUGGCGCAAACGGCGCAGGAAAGUCGACCCUCCUCCAGAUCCUCGCCGGCAAGCGCCUCACCCGCAGCAGCGCAAAGGUCCUCGGCGCAGAAGUCUUCUUCAACACCCCAAAGGGCGUCACUUACCUCGGCACCGAGUGGGCCACCAACCCGGUCGUGCGCUCUGACCUCGAGGUGUCGCACUUCCUUGACUCGGUCGGCGGGUACCGCUACAAGGAGAGGCGCGACAAGCUGCUCGACAUCCUUGACGUCGACCUGUCCUGGCACAUGCAUCAGGUCUCGGACGGCGAGCGUCGCCGGGUCCAGAUCGUCUCGGGCCUCAUGGCGCCGUGGGACCUUCUCCUCCUCGACGAGGUGACGGUCGACCUCGACGUGCUCGUGCGCUCGCGCCUGCUCGACUGGCUGCGGGAAGAGACCGAGACGCGCCAGGCGACGAUCGUGUACGCGACCCACAUCUUUGACGGGAUCGACUCGUGGCCGACGCACCUGAGCCACAUCCAGCUCGGGUCGACCCUGCCGCCGUCGCCCCUCGCGUGGCCCUUGUCGCCCGCCGACGCCGAGUCGCUCCUGCCCGAGUCGGUGCGCGUCCGCAUGGACGACCCGAACCGGCGCGGGAGCAAGCUUCUCGAGGUGGCCCUGCACUGGCUCGUCGAGGACCGCAAGAAGCGCGUCGAGAAGGAGAUUGCCGACCUUGGCCGCGAGAAGCGCGGCGCGCAGGAGGCCAACAUCAGCAGCGAGGCGUUCUACCGCAAGUACGACUAUUCGCACUGAAUCCGCUCUCACCUACCGCCGAAAAGCCGGGCUCGUCUCGGCCGCGUCUCGGACGAGGAGGAGGACGAGAAACGCCUCGAUCCUGUUACCCCUCCCUCGCCUUCCUCCAGCUGUACCAUGUGUAGCCCGCACGCACGCACGCGCAUUGUCCAUCUGCACUCAACUGCUUGUACUCUCG